Molecule: messenger RNA, 1509 nt
Organism: Salvia splendens (bonfire salvia)
Lineage: Eukaryota; Viridiplantae; Streptophyta; Magnoliopsida; Lamiales; Lamiaceae
Exons: 1
Coding region: 436-885 (149 amino acids)
Cellular component (GO): cytoplasm
Source: RefSeq, a predicted model, not a curated record
AACCAAAUUAAACACAGUUAUACUCCUUUCUUUCAACAAUAAAUGUCUCAUUUUUUACAUGCUUGAGUUUUAAAAUAUUGUUUAACUUCCUAACAGAAAGUGAGUAACUUCAAAACAGAAAGUGAGUAGAAAAAAUUAAUGAAAUAUAAGUCAUACUUUUAUAUUUUGAUUUUAUAAUAAAAUAAGAGUGGAAUGAAUUAGUACAGUAUGGGGUCCACUUGUCACCGAUAGUAAAAGUAAAAUGAGACAUUUAUUUACGAACGGACGCAAAAAGGAAAACUGAGAUAUUUAAUGGCGAAUAGAAUGAGUAUUUUAAAGUGAAAAUCGAGCUGAAUUGUAACCCAUAUUGAUAGGGUGGCCCCCUCCGACACAUACAAGAUCUGGAAGCGUGCCGGGAACCUCCGCGCCGAUACCACCCUGGCAGGGUUCGAUGGCAUGAACUUCAAGCGGCGCAACCAGAGCUUCCUCUUCAUCAACAACGUGGACCGCCCGGACGUGCCCCAAGGGUCUCUCCUCAUCGUCAAGCACGCCAAGAAACAAGUCCACGUGGCCGAAUACCAGAGGAUCGGGACGCCACUGACGGAGGAUCAGAUCGCUAAGGACUGCAACCCCGCGAGUGUUUCUCGGCCCAGCGUGGACGUGUCAAAAGCGGAGCUCGUCAACUGCAAGAACUGGAGGCGCCAGGAUAGGACUGAGCACGUGGGGAAAUGGAAGUCGAGGGUUUACGAGAUGCACAACGCGGUGGUGAAGUUUCGUGAGUGCAAGCUGCCAGCAGAGGCAGCGGAGUUAUCGAGUGAGGCGGUGAAAAAGCAGCCCAAGAAGGCGGAGGAGGAGGCAUUUAAGAAGAAUCUAAGGCCGAUGCUUUGGUUGACGGAGCAGUUCUGAAGACAACCUUCCAACCCAGGACUUUUCCGGUCAAGGUAAUAAAUCUAGACGCAUGCUACUAUACAUCCACUGCUUUGAAUUAAUUUGGUUGGGUUUGUAGAAUUAGAUAUCGAUACCUGUGGUUCCGACUGUGAGAGUGGUGAUAACGUUCACAAAAUUUAUAGAGCUACAAUCGACGGAGGAAGAUUUUCACACUCCACCGUCAAGUCCUGGGCCAGAAGACGAGAGGAGCAGUGGGGAUUACGCGUUCACAUCGAGUAGUGGCGGAGAGUGUUGAGAAAGGAAAAGUUGACAUUGGGAGAAUAUUCCAAACAAUAAGGAAAAAUAUUCCAAUCAAUUAUACUCCAAGAAUAGAAUAGGGAAAUUGAUCUUUGAUUGAUACUUUACCAUAGUUACAAAUGUAUCAACCCUAUAUAAUGGGGUAUUCUAUACUGUAAUAAUCAUGAAUCACAAAGUCUCAAUUACCGAUCUUAUACUCCCUUUUCAUCCUCUUUUAUGCUUUCUCUAUUCCCAAACUAUGCCUGAUACACCAUUCAAGAUGGUAUCAGAGCGGGGAUGAGACUCAGAAUAGUUUCAUCACUGUCUCGGACCAAUCUCAAACCUUUUAGCUAAAACCCGGCAGAU